AUGACCAUAUCGGUUUGCACAGAGUGCUUGUUUGAAGUUUUGGUAAUUGGAGAGAGGGGUGUUGGAAAAACGAGCUUUAUCACGCGGUACGUUAACAUGCGGUUCAAGGAGGAGUACACGGCAUCGAUUGGAGUGGACUUCGCGUUGAAAACAAUCGAAUGGGACAAUAAAACAGUGGGACACACUAUGUCCAGAGUAUACUACAAGGAGGACACGGGGGCGUUUGUGGUCUUUGACACGACUAAGAUGGAGACAUUAGAGGCUGCCUCACAGUGGAAGCAUGACCUAGAUAGCAAAGUGAGACUGGCCUGUGGAAGCCCUGUCCCUGCUGUCCUGUUAGCCAACAAGUGUGACCAGACAGAGGGAAACAAGGAGCUGUCUUCCCUCAUGGACAACUACUGUAAAGAGAAAGGCUUCCUGGGUUGGUUUGAGACGUCAGCAAAGGACAAUCCCAAUGUUGACGAGGCAGGAGCCUUCCUAAUGGAGAACAUGCUGCGGAUUGACAGAGGGCUGUCCAGCAGAGACAACGAAAAGGACAGGAUCAACACGAGCCAGUCCAAGGCAACAUUUAAAUGCUGCUAG
Molecule: messenger RNA, 582 nt
Organism: Salvelinus namaycush (lake trout)
Lineage: Eukaryota; Metazoa; Chordata; Actinopteri; Salmoniformes; Salmonidae
Gene: rab32b
Product: RAB32b, member RAS oncogene family
Biological process (GO): endosome to lysosome transport; phagosome-lysosome fusion
Cellular component (GO): Golgi apparatus; trans-Golgi network; late endosome
Molecular function (GO): GTPase activity; GTP binding
Source: RefSeq, a predicted model, not a curated record